Molecule: messenger RNA, 2955 nt
Organism: Jaminaea rosea
Lineage: Eukaryota; Fungi; Basidiomycota; Exobasidiomycetes; Microstromatales
Exons: 1
Coding region: 436-2751 (771 amino acids)
Source: RefSeq, a predicted model, not a curated record
CAUUGAGACCAUCGCAAUCGUCGCCAUGUUAAGGACCGCGGAUCGCGAUUCUCACAGUGACCAUUGGCGACUGCUCUUGCCUCGCUGGGUGUGCUUUUCCUCGCUCGCUCUUCAUUCACACGCAUUUCGUGGCCCGCUCUUGACCAACUCGACCUCGCCGGAGCUGCAGCUGCACGCUGAGGCGCGUCUGCCCUGCGUCGUUGCCCGCUCGCCGACGACCGAAAUUGCCCUGCUGCCGCCCGGCACACACUGAAGUGGAAGGGAAGUUCACCUCGCCGUUGCCUAGACUAAGCGGCCCAACCACGAACCGGCUCCAAUUCCAUCGACGACGAUCAAGGGGGCCCGAGGGUAUGAGGGAGCUUUAUCUACUCCUCUCCCUUUCUUUACAAUAUCACACUCUUCAUCGCUGAUCAUUAUCGUCGUCGGUGAGCGACGAUGAUGACGGCAGCAGCAUCUCCACGCUCGCCCGCUGCCUCGCCACGAGUGCAUACAUCGUCGAGCACCGAGCAGUCACCUUUCCUCAAUCAUUUCAAUUUUCCAUCAUCAUCCUCCUCGUCUGUCUCGUCAUCAUCCAGUUCCCGCCGAGCUCAGCACGUCUCCUUCUCUUCCUCCUCCUCAUCGUCCUCCCCUGCUCACUGGUCGACGACGUCCCCGGAUAGCGUCGACGGAUGGUGGGAGCACGUGCUGCCUCAGGGUCCUCUUGCAGAUAGGCUUCGACGUGCGCAUCAUGAGCCGCACCGCUCGCCCUCGUCCUCCACCAUCGGCCGAUCGUCUGCCUCUGUAAGGUCUUCGCCCAAAGCGGCUCGCAAUGUCUUCGCCUUCCCCGGACAGGCCAGCCGGCGCCACCAUGCCGAUGGCGAUGAUGAUUCGAGCGAUAAUGAGCACGCAGCGGCACCAAGGAAAAGCCAGGCUGCGAAGCUUCUCGCCGAGGAGAUGGGUACAAGCGGUAGUGGCGGUGGAAGACGUCGCAACAGGCAACGGGUGCAGAGCGCCGAUGGGCCCUCGACAUCACGAUCGUUGAGCGAGUUGUCACAGCACAACCCUGUACACAUGCAGCAACUUCACCCUCCUGCGCCUCAUUUGCGCCCUCGCGCUCAUCGACACUCGGUUAUGCCAGCCUGCCCCUCGACGGGCAGCAGCGGCCACUUCUCGCCCUUAUCACGCACCCCGGAGAUCAGCUCCGGCAGUGAGACGGAGUAUGCACCGACGUCUACAACGACAUCGGCAAGCUCGACUCUCUCUCGCUCCCAGUCGCUGCAGAUCAAUAGCGGUCGAGCAGCUCGCAGUAAGAAGAGCACCACAUUCUCCGAUCAAGAGUGGCAGGAUGUCCUCUCCGGUCGCCACUACAAGAAGCGUAGCAGUCGUCGUGUCAGCUUCGAUGCCGAGGCGGAGGCAAAGGCUCGAUCAGACGAGGAGAAUGAGGAUGAGCUGCGCAAGUUGCGUCUACUUCAUCAGCAACAGCAGCAUCAACAGCAUAAGCAUCAAUCCCAGCCGCACAGCCAGCAUCGUAACCCUCUGGACGAGCUAGCAGCUAGCGGCUCGCAGCAUUGGUUCAAUACGACGAGCUCGGCCACAAUUCACCGCCGCAGAACCAGGACGCUGAGCAGGGACGGCUUCGGCAUCGCCAAUCCAUCCUCAUCACGCCGCGCCGGCACAGGCUCAGCCCCUGUCAGCCCGCGAACGUCGAUGCACCUCAGCGACGCUCAACGAGCCAAGCUCCUUGACGGUCUCGGCAUCGAAGGUAGCGGUCUCGCAUCGCAUCAGCAUUCUCCUGCGGUCUCGCCUCCUCUUCCUUCGUCCUCGUCUUCCCGCCCACCCCGGUAUGUCCCGGCCCCUGCUUCUCAACACGAAGUGGCCGUUCUUCGCUCCCUGCAAUCGGCGCAGCACCACAUUACGCGCACGACAAGCACAGCUCUGAGCUACUCGCGCUCCCUCCUGCACCUGCCAGCCCCAGUUGUCAGGCCACUUAUGCAGGCCACCCUCAUCUGGUGGAUCUCAAGUGCCACGCUCUUUGCCCUUGGUACGUGUCUGCUCGCAAGCUACUGCUUGACCGUGUGGGACGAUGUGAAUGGGAAGAAGCGCAGCGCCGAAGCGCAGUGGGGAAAGAAGAGAGGUGCUACUCGGCAAGAAGAGGAAGACGACAGUCAUUCGGCGUCGACUUCAACGUAUGCCUCACCUUCUGCCACCCCCUCAGCUAGCAGGAGGGCCUCAGCGGCCAAUGCCCUUGCACUGGUCGAGGAAGUGGGCAAGGUCGUCUUCAUCAGCCCCCUCCACUUCGCCGCCAAGGUGCCGCUGGCCGUUGCGUAUAGCCUAGCUCCGAGGGCUGUACCUACCGGUAGUAGUCCUAGCAGCAAUGGCAGCAGUAGCAGCACGACGCCGACGAAGGAGAGGAGUCGCAGUGGUUCGCUCGUUGCCGCGGAAGGUGACGCUGCUGAAGACGCCACGGACAGCCAGCAAAACGAGGAGCGUCAGCGACGCUACAAGGAUGCGAAAGAUCGCCCAUUGCCCCCUCGCCCUCCCCUUAGCUCGUUGAUCCCGAGCAUGUUCUUCACUCUGCUCCUUGCUCUGGGUGCGGGACUUUUCGGAGGAUGGGUGAAGAAGCAUAGCAAGGGGAACGGUGAGGGGGAGGAGAAGGGGCAGCAGGAGCAGCAAGAGGAGGGUCAGCAGGAGACGAGGUCCUGUGCACAAGGGGCGGCGCAGGGGCACGCCAUGGGACAGCAGGGGAAAAGGAUUUCUCUGGUCGUGGCUUGAUGACUAGAUGACGAUGACGACGAUUCUCACGAUGUAUCUCUCCUUUCUUACGACCACUCAUACCCCGGGCACGAUUGACUCGAAGCCCCGCUCGCGACUUUCUCACUGCUCAAUGCUUGUCUUGCUACGCACUUUGUCCUCAUCACAAUCAAUGCCCUUCUGCCCAACGGGAUGUGUCAUGGCCUGUGUUGAGGAGGAGGGAAU